Molecule: messenger RNA, 225 nt
Organism: Plasmodium vinckei vinckei
Lineage: Eukaryota; Apicomplexa; Aconoidasida; Haemosporida; Plasmodiidae
Product: conserved Plasmodium protein, unknown function
Exons: 1
Coding region: 1-225 (74 amino acids)
Source: RefSeq, a predicted model, not a curated record
AUGGAAAGAAACAUCCUAAAGAAAUACCGAAGUUUUUUUAAUUUUGUUGUUCGUGCAAAAAAUAAUAUAGAAAAUCAAAAAAACAUAGAAUAUGGAAAAAAAAUAUAUAUGAAGAAUAUAUCCAAGAGUAAUUACAAUGUCAAAACAAAUUCCGAUAAUAUAUAUGACAAUAAACUUUUUUUAAAAUAUUGGAUACGGAAAAAAAGACCAGGAGCACGAAAUUAA